Molecule: messenger RNA, 2287 nt
Organism: Drosophila yakuba
Lineage: Eukaryota; Metazoa; Arthropoda; Insecta; Diptera; Drosophilidae
Product: oocyte zinc finger protein XlCOF19
Exons: 3
Coding region: 98-1669 (523 amino acids)
Biological process (GO): regulation of transcription by RNA polymerase II
Cellular component (GO): nucleus
Molecular function (GO): DNA-binding transcription factor activity; zinc ion binding; RNA polymerase II cis-regulatory region sequence-specific DNA binding
Source: RefSeq, a predicted model, not a curated record
AGCUGAGUUUUGACAUCACUGUUCCGGACGCUAGAAUUUGUUAUUUACUUGAAAGUUUGUUUAGUUUAUUUAUUGGAAAAUCCAACGCAGGACUGCCAUGUCGCCGCCGGAUGCUUUGUGUCGCGUUUGCCACAUUGCAUCGCCCCGCUGCCUGCCGCUCUUCAAGCCGCUCAGCAACCUUAUUGCCGGCAAACUGGCGACUCUGGCCAACAUUCUGAGCUACUGCAGCGGAUUGGAGAUCUUGGAGUCGGAGCUCUUUCUGCCCCACCACAUCUGCUCGGGCUGCGUGGCCAAGCUGCGGCUCUCGCUGGAGUUCAAGCGCAGUGUCCACCGCAUGGACAGAUUACUGCGGCAGAGUCAUGCGGACUUUUGCCGCAGCAAGAGGAUCAACGCGGGACAGGAUUUUAGAGACAGGCUGUCACCUGAGAUUCCAGAGGACUUUGUACUUGUGCUUGAUGAGCAGGAGGUGGCUGUGUAUGCUGCAGAAACUAUGCGAAAUGAGGCGGAUCAGCUGGUCGUCGAAUCAGUUGAGGAGGAGCCGAGUAUGCAAAAGGAGAGGCUGGAUCUUGAACUGGAACGGCAGGAAGAGUUGCCAGAGAAGGAGAACUACGAGGAGCAGAAUAGUCACUCUGUUGCGGAGAUUUACUUGGAUCCCAAAGCAGGCGAGGAUUUGUACGAGGUGAUCGACGAUGCGGAGCAACGUCUAGUGGAAGCUCCAGCGAAAAGCGAACCAUUGGCCAGUAAGAGCAGGCUACGGAAAUCCAAACCCGCGCUGAAAUGUCUCAUUUGCGGCAAACAACUAAGCAGCAAGAGGACCUUUCAGCACCACAUGACGCUGCAUGGCCCGCACCACAUACACCAAGAAAACCAAGUCCACAGCAUGGAAGAUUCGCUCCAAGUUGAGCCCGUUGUGCAGCCCAGAGCUGGCGAAGAUCUGUACGAGAUUGUGGAGAAAGCAGAGCAACCUGUGGCCAGCAGGAGCCGCCUUUGGAAACCUCUUAAUCCCUCCCUGCAGUGCCAAAUCUGCGGCAAGCAUUUGAGCACCAACAACUCGUUCAAGUACCACAUGCAGCUACAUGGCACGGCCACGCCGUACGUUUGCAAGAUCUGCGGCGAGUCCUUCAAGACCCGAAACGCCCACGACGGUCACGUGACGCUGCACGAUCGAAACAAUCCGAAUAGGUGUCCCACCUGCUUCAAGGUCUACCGGCAGGCGUCCUCGCUGCGCACACACCUGCUAAUCCACAGCGGCAUCAAGCCAUUCGAGUGCAGCAUCUGCGGCAAGCGGCUGACCCAAAAGUCCGGCUACAAGAAGCACAUGCUCACGCACACGGGCGAGAAGCCGCAUGGCUGUGACAUAUGCGGUCGCAGUUUCCGCUACUCCAGCAACCUGAUUGCCCACAAGCGGUGCCACAGCCAGGAAAAGCCGUACCACUGCCAGGUGUGCCAGAAGCGCAGCUUUGGCAGCAGGUCCGAGCUCAACCGCCACAUGCUCGUCCACAGCAGCGAGCGCCCGUUCAGCUGUGAGCAGUGCGGCAAGUCCUUCAAGCGUCAGAUCUCCCUCGGCAUCCACCUGCAAUCGCAUGCGGCGGGAAGGCAGCGCAAGAGGGGCGACCGCCGCAAGACGGAUGUCCUGCUGGUGCAGCAGGAUCAACCUGAAGAGACCUGAAUGCGGAGGCUCUACUAUUGCUUGUGAAUCUCCAGCCUAUGUUGUUAUCAGUUAUUAUUAUUGUUAAACUACUGCAUUAGUUUAGUACAUUUCGCUUUUAUUUUCGGUACUUUCCUUUGCAUAUAAUAACAAGUUCAAAGUGUUACUAUUGUUAUAACGCCCUAGGAUAAAAUUUGUUAUUUGUUAUGUUUCCCACCCAAAUAAUGUGCUUUACAUAUGGUCAACGUCAACAAGGGCAGACUUGCCAACAUUUUCGAGUCUUUUGAGGGGAUUUCGAUUUUUGAUUUAAUGUGAGCUUUAGUUUAUCAGGUGGAGAAUCUCUAUACAUAUGGAAGUUUUAAUUGGGAUUUGCUGCGAGGGUUUUGGGGAUUUAGGGCUACAAACUAUGCUGAAUCGAACUUAGGCAACUUAAGCGCUAGAAACCAAUUAGAGUAGUGCGGAACGAGUGUGCGAGCGGGUAACAAACAAAUGGGUUGAGAAUUUAAAAUGUGGGAGCUUCGCGUUCACGUUCGCGUUCGCGUGAUACAUAGAGUUAAUGUAUAAAUAAAUAUAUAUGUUCAGACAAUGUGAGUGCUUGCUAAUACUUGGCAUACAUAAAAUGAGUAUAGAUCACAAAAA